GGAAUAGAGCAUUAAAACCCUCGCCCUGGUACGAGCUCUGCAUUAAGCACCUUCUCCCUCUGUAUAAUAUAAUCCAUUGCAGCGGAACUGCGGUUCUGUGGUUUUCAUAAAUGUUAAUGCUUAACCUCAUUUUCCACAUACCAUACAACACAUUCAAAACAGUGUGUGGAUGUGAAACCCCGGAGGUUUCUGUGUUUGCUCAGUCGGACAUUGAUUAUCUUCAUAACUACAAGCUGUUCAUUUCCAGAGGUCUGGCAGUCCCACAGCUGAUGAGGGCAGUUCAUGGAAAGGUAACCACCACAGAUCAGAGCAAAUGCAGGUAUGUUAUACAACCGGUGUGUUUACAGUAAAUAUUCUCUUACUACAUGUAUGUAAAAACAACCUCCGUCCUGCCAUGGGGGUUGAAGUGACUGUUGAUUUUCCUGUGACAAAUAUUUGAAGUGAAGAUAAUAAACCUGUAGAACACAUGGUUCAAUCAAGUUUAUUGCCCUAUUUCACUAUACGCUAUCUGUCUGUUACAUAUUUACUAGACAUGCUGGCAGCUUGUCCAGUAUUCACACAGAUCCUGUCGACAACUGUAAAGAUUUUAUGCACUUGGCACCCGAACCUGCUGCCAUAUCUACACUUUAAAUCCUGACGGCUGGUUGCUGUGCGUGUCUAUAGACUUCACCUACACCCUACAGGCAUUUCAUAAGACUGACUGAGCUUUGUCAAUUGUGGUCUGCUGGGGCAUGUGUUGAAAUUCCUGAACUGAAACCAAUAGCUACCAAGAGAGGAUUUUGGAGGGGGGAGUGCCAGUAUGUUUGCAAGCCCAAAAGAUUUUCACUCAGAAAAAUAUAGCAAGUUAAAUGAGUUUGGAAAGUUCUGGCUGAUCAAAUCCAUGUCCAUGAACCCAAAGAUUUUAGACAGUUUGAUGCUGGAAGCAAAAAGACAAUUACAAAAUGCUGGCUCCAAAGGAACCCUCCCACCAUCUCCCUUUUUAUCAACAUAAUCAACUCAAUACGUGUCAUGGAGAAAAUGGCUUUAACUAUUCGUUUGCAAAAAGAGAGGGGAGAUAUUUAUUGGAACAAAUGGGACUGUUAUAACCAUGUAGAUCCGCAACAUAUGUGUAUACAUAUUUCUUAUUUUUCUAACUGGACCCCAGGGGGUCAAAGCCCUGUAGGCUACCUGUCGUUUUCCUUAUGGCUCAUCCUUAUUUUAUAUGUGCAAAUACACCAGACCUCACCCUUUAUAUGCUUGCACCGAAGAAAAAAAAAAGUUAAAAAAAAAAAAAAGAAGAAAGUUUGGUGCCAAGGAGAGGGAGGGAGUGACACAUCAUGUUAACAGUCGUUGUUAUGUCGUUUCUCUUUAUGAUAUCCUGUCGCGUUAUAGCUAUAUAAUCCCUCAUGUGAGUGGGGACCCCACGGAUCCCCCUCAGCCCCCGGAGGUCCCCGGACACCGGCUCUUCCACAGCCGAUCACCGACAGUUAGGUCGGCUGCUUGUUUUCUCAAACGAUCUCGGCGGAUCCGCCCAGGAAGUGGAGACAGAGAGAGAGAGAGAGAGAGAGAGAGAGAGAGAGAGAGAGAGAGAGAGAGAGAGAGAGAGAGAAAGAGAGAGAGACAGAGAGAGAGAGAGAGACUCCACCGAGAUACAAGAGUAACGUUAUGAUCGGCUGGUCGGAAAAGUUGUGAAAUUAUAAGUUUUAAACAGCGGGAGUUUAUCCGUGUUUAGGUCCUGUACUUUCCCCUUCAGACUGGAGAGACAAUCCGCUGUGGACGGUGGCGGCUCGCUGGAUUAAGUUAACAUGGGGAUGAAUGGCGGGGUUUUAUCUCAUGUCGCCUAACGUCCUGCGGGAGAGUUAAGGUUUUUACCCGAGAGGGUGAGCUACCCCGAGUCGCUGAAAGGGCUUUUAUCGGCGUGUAGUAACAAUACUUUUCUUUUGUCUUUAUUUGACCUCUCUGGAUCCUGUUAUCAUGACGCCUGACCUGCUGAACUUCAAAAAGGGAUGGAUGUCUAAACUGGACGAGAGUGGAGAGUGGAAGAAGCACUGGUUUGUUUUGACUGAUGCUGGACUCAAGUACUACAGAGACUCCAGUGCAGAGGAGAAAGAUGACUUGGAUGGGGAGAUUGACCUAAAAUCCUGUGUGAAGGUGUGUGAGUUUGAUGUGGAGAAGAACUAUGGGUUUCAGGUACAGACGCGGGAGGCAGCGUACACAUUGUCUGCCAUGACUGCGGGGAUCAGGCGGAAUUGGAUCGAGGUUUUAAGGAAGUGUAUCCGGCCCAGCAGCUCUCCAGACCUCACACAAUUACCUGACGGCGGCAGUGACAAGGAAAACUCCCAUUCUCGCUUUCUACAUUCUUCCCGACGGCCAUCAUCGCGCCACGCCGACGUUCAGUCAGACGUUUUGACCUCCGCUACCACCCAUCGGAGGUUUGACUAUGUGGAGCUGUCCCCUGUUCCCGCCUCGUCCAGCCCUCUCCCAGCCCACCAGAGAGAAGCAGCGGAGGGGCAGGGCAGGGAGCACAGCCAGUGGCAGGAGGAGAGGAACACCAGCAGCCAGUGGGAGGCUGUGCUGUCCAGAAAGGGCACCGGCGGGGGCUCCAACCAAAGGCUACGCACGGAGGACGAAAUAGAGAAGAAGUGGGCUGAGUUUGAACGCAUGCCGUUGAAGGAGAUGAGCUCCUUACCUGCAAUGGGAACACGGCCUUCCAGCCAGUCAGCCAAUGAGGCGCUGCAGAGGGAGGUGGCGUCACUGAGGCAGCAGCUGGAGCAACUACAAGGAGGAGGAGGAGGAGGAGGAGGAGGAGGAGGAGGGGGCAGUGGGAGACGGGGAGGUGGUGUGAUGGGUGGCUGUGGCCCUGAGGCCCCCUGCGGCCGCAGCCUGGUGGCCAUGGAAAGUGCUCAUCGACAUGCGCUGGAGGAGCUGCAGAGGCAGCACGACCGCCAGAUCAAGGAGCUAGAGGGGGAGAAGGACAGGCUGCUGCUGGAGGAGACCCAGGACACGGCACGAGUAAUGGAGGCUUUGAAGAAGAAACACAAAGACGAGCUGGAGAGAGAGGUGGAGAGAGUCAAAAGGCUAAGCAGUGGGGUGUUAGAUUCACACACUUUGCGAGCCCAACAACAGGUAGAAACACAGUCCUUGCAGCGAGAGCUGGCCGGACUGUCUGAGCGCUACUCUCAGAAGUGUCUGCAGUUAAACCGAGCCGAGCAGAACAACGCUGAGAGAGAGAGGGAGAUCAGCCGCAAGGAGAGAGACAUGGAGCAGCUGCGGAAAGAGAACCAGGACUUAAAGGCCCGUUUGACGGAGGAGAUCAGCCGCACACGAUCUACCAUCUCAUCUCACAGCUCAGAGGACAACAAAGACAGGGCGCCCUGUGAACUGGAGGUUCUUCUCAGGGUGAAAGAAAACGAGAUAGAGUACUUACACAAGGAGAUCAGCUGCCUCAGGAACGAGCUGCAGUUUCUUAACACGGAGAAGCGGCUGGCCUGUGAACGAUACACAGAGGUGCAUGACGAGCUGAGUGGGAUAAAGGGCCGGAGCGAGCGAGAGAUCCAGAGUCUAAAGGAGCACUUGAGGUUGGCCAUGGCUGCUCUGCAGGAGGGCCAAAAACUGGGUAACAGCCUGGACCACUGAGUGUCUGCUGCUGGUACUGAUGCUCUGGCAGACAACGUGACAGGUGUGUCUGCCCCAUGGUGACUGAAUCAGACAGCGAAGCAGAGUAGAAGACUGUUGGACUUGUACAGUUCCGGCUCUGUGGGACCAUGAUAGUGCCUUAGUUUUCAAUCAUUCUGCCAAUGAGCAGCAUAGAAUAGCUAUUAGCCGGUUUUAUUACACUGGGCCACACAUUAUAUAUAAAACUGCACUUUUUAUUUUUUAUUUUAGCCUUUGCUUGCGUUCGGUGCGAGCAUGUGUGAGAGCGCAUUCGGUCUGAAAACUGGAAUAUUUGUUGAGUGACACGGUUGUUUUUUAAAUUUUUAUCAGGUGUUGUAGAUAAUGUAUCAUCUUAUUUUGUAGAAAAAACUUGUCAUUGCCUGUGUCUUCUGCCUGAGACAGCAGGGGUCCACACAGUUACAUAAGAGCUACUGUCAUCUCAGUUUUCUACAUUGUACAGCUUCUGAGUCAUGUUUACUCUGUGAAAAUGGCACGCGUUUCUUUAGAAAUGGGAGCUUAUCAUUUGCUGUAAUUAUUUUUUUUUACCUGGAAAGAAGUGCGCUUGUGUAGUAUUGUUUGUGAAUAUAAAAUUCUGAGAAAAUUAUAUUGGGAUUAUUACAGGACAAAACAGCAAAAGUUUCUAUUUCCUGGCAGGCUGAAUUGGAAGUUGAUCUAUGAUUGUAUCAUGGAAGCAAAUUCAGGCUCAACUUUCUUUGGGGAUGCUUGAAAAAGCUGUUGGAUGAAUGUUGUCCCACAUCACAGAUGUCUUUAUUUCUAAACCCUGGCUGAGAAGCUUCCAGUCUCCCCUGAUCAUUGUCGGCAUUCAUGUGCCUCCACAUAACAAAUGACAGGUGUUGCAUCGAUGAGCCAAUUUUUUUUAUUGACAGUAUGAAUUGUGAUAAAAGUGACUUAUCUACCUGCCUUUUAAAAAAUAUUUUCAUAUUUAAAGUACUGUAGAUCCCAUAUCAUCUUUGUAAAUUAUAUACAAUUUUUGCAAUCAAUAAAAUAAGUUCAACAGA
Messenger RNA from Centropristis striata (black sea bass), 4652 nucleotides. It is a transcript of the gene triobpb, whose product is annotated as TRIO and F-actin binding protein b. The record is from RefSeq and is a predicted model, not a curated record. Gene Ontology annotation, cellular component: actin cytoskeleton. NCBI's taxonomy places the organism in Eukaryota, Metazoa, Chordata, Actinopteri, Perciformes, Serranidae. Gene Ontology annotation, biological process: positive regulation of substrate adhesion-dependent cell spreading; actin filament organization. The transcript is spliced from 13 exons. Bases 1954 to 3615 code for a protein of 553 amino acids. Gene Ontology annotation, molecular function: actin filament binding.